Molecule: messenger RNA, 1125 nt
Organism: Caenorhabditis briggsae
Lineage: Eukaryota; Metazoa; Nematoda; Chromadorea; Rhabditida; Rhabditidae
Gene: Cbr-sptf-3
Product: Protein CBR-SPTF-3
Exons: 6
Coding region: 1-1125 (374 amino acids)
Biological process (GO): regulation of transcription by RNA polymerase II
Molecular function (GO): RNA polymerase II cis-regulatory region sequence-specific DNA binding; DNA-binding transcription factor activity, RNA polymerase II-specific
Source: RefSeq, a predicted model, not a curated record
AUGUCAAAACCGGGACCACAACAAAUGCCGCAUCAGCAGGGAAAACUGAUAAUGGUGAAUCAUCAUCAGAGAACGACGACGCCCGACGGAUCGCAAGUCUAUCUACUCCAACCGACGCCACAGGGACAGAAUCACGGGAGACCGGUACAAUUCAUUCCGGUUCAAGUGCAAGCGAAUCCAGUGGCUGAGCAACAGCAACAACAACAAAAGAAACAAUCGAUAAUGAUGCAGCAGAUGAUGCAGCAGCCGUCGGGAUCGUCUCAACAACACCAGCAACAGCAACAGCAUCAUGGAAUGGAAUCGCUGGAUCAAGCGAUGGAUCAGGUUGGAUCGGGAAUCAGUCAUGGGACCAAUCAACACGUCCAGCAGGUCCAACAAGUACCCCAACGACGAGAGCCGCUUCCGAUUGCACCCGCCGGCAUGGUCAGAGCGCCAAUCAAUGGGGGCGGAGCUUCGACGUCGAAUGGCGGCGGAGGUGGAGGAGGAGCGGCUGCACCUGCGAUGGCAGCCAUGGGUGGACAACAGAGAAUCACGUUAGGAAACCUUCACUUCCAACAAGAUCCGAACGAUCCACAAAAAUGGAUCAUCACCAACGAGGGACCACCGGCGCCGACGCCUCCGGUUCAGGCUAGAAAGAACCCCCCACAACACCGUCCCCAACAACAAAUGCAACAGCACCAGAUGGGCGACGAGACGAUGAUGAACAUGUCGGCGGAAUACGAUUUGAAUGGGACGGGACUCGGCGGAGAGGCGCCGAAACGAUGCGCAUGCACGUGUCCCAAUUGUGUACAGAAUACUAGGCAAGGCGACGGAAAAUCGCGAAUCCACAUUUGUCAUCUGUGUCAGAAGACGUACGGCAAGACGUCCCAUCUUCGAGCUCAUCUCCGCGGACACGCUGGUAACAAGCCGUUCGCGUGCGAUUGGCAACACUGUAACAAGAGGUUCACCAGAAGCGACGAACUGCAGCGUCACCGUCGGACGCACACGGGCGAGAAGCGCUUCUCGUGCAAUCACUGCGGCAAGAAGUUCAUGCGAAGCGACCAUUUGACGAAACACGAGCGGACUCAUACGUCGUCUCGAGUCAACAAUAAUAAUAUCAAUGGACACACGCUUCGACUCUCUUAG